AUGCCCGAGUACAACUUGUCCAUCUCACCUGCUGAGGCUGUUCAAGUACUUAAGGGGCUUGGAAGCAUAGUAAAGUGGCCUGAGAAGAUGAGGACACCAGCUGACCAGAGGGACAGAAGCAAGUGGUGUGACUUCCACAACGACCAUGGCCACCGGACUGAAGAGUGCAUUGCCUUAAGAUUAGAAGUAAUCAACUUGCUAAAACGGGGCCACCUAGUUGACCACCUCACCGACAAAGGAAAGAAGACUUACCAGGGUCAGAGGGACACGAUAGACAACCAGAGGGACGUAACACCGCCCUGGCCACCUGUUCAUGAGAGAACGGUCAACGUAAUAACAGGUGGCUCACAAGUAAGUGGAGUCACCCAGUCAGCUGCAAAGAAACAUGCACGUCAGGCUAACUGGACCAAAGGGGAGACCAGCAGAACAUCUUCCUUACCGGAGCAAACCAUCAGCUUCACGACAUCAGAAUCAACUAGGCUUCUUAACCCUCAUCAUGAUGCUCUUGUUAUUUCUCUUUAUAUAGCUAACUGUUUGACUAAACGUAUACUUGUCGAUAAUGGCAAUUCAGCUAACAUCCUUUUUUUGAGUGCUCUCAGGGAAAUGGGAAUUGAGGAAUCCAAAAUUGUGAGGAAGACAACUGUCCUAAUUGGAUUUAGUGGUGAACAGAAAAAUACCUCGGGAGAGAUCGAGCUGCCUGUGUAUGGUAAAGGAGUCAACUUAUGCACCGGGUUCCUGGUGAUUGACUCCCUUUCUGCCUACAACGUCAUCCUCGGCAGGCCAUGGAUCCAUGAGAUGGAAGCUGUACCUUCAACUUACCACCAAGCUUUGAGGUUUCCAACCAAAUGGGGGCCGAAAGAAAUUAGAUGGGAGCAGAAAGAUUCAAGAGAAUGUUACCGAACCACCAUGAAGGCAAAGCCAACACAGCCAUAG
Molecule: messenger RNA, 933 nt
Organism: Cannabis sativa
Lineage: Eukaryota; Viridiplantae; Streptophyta; Magnoliopsida; Rosales; Cannabaceae
Exons: 1
Coding region: 1-933 (310 amino acids)
Source: RefSeq, a predicted model, not a curated record